AUGUCAUAUUACAAUAGAUAUAGAAAUAAGAAAAGAGGUGGUGAUUCCAACAAUUCCUCUGCCUCUCGUAAUGCUGGUGCCUCUCAUACAUCCAAUCAAUCUAAUAUGAGCCAGUUGUCUCAAGGUGGGUUAGGUGCACCAGAUGCCAUUUUUGAUUUAGGUAAGAACAAAAGAGUCACUGUUAGACAAUUCCGUAAUAUGAAUUUGAUUGAUAUUAGAGAAUAUUAUAUGGAUUCUUCCACUGGUGAAAUGAGACCUGGGAAGAAGGGGAUUUCAUUGACUGAAGAUUUAUACGAUGAAUUGUUGAAACAUAGAUUGAAUAUUGAUGAAGCAUUGAGAAGAUUGGGGUCCAAAAGACCAAGAACAAGAACCAUAGUGUUGAACCAUGAUGAUGACGAUGACGACCAUACCGCUACUUUUAAUAAUGAGAAGGAGAAUAAAGAACCCAAGGAUGGUUCCAAGAGAAUAAGAGACUCAGAUGACAAAGACGACGUGGAGAUCAAUAAAAAAUCAAAAAGAGAAUCAUCAAACAAGAAGCAAGUGGCUCCACCGACUUUGACAAACUCAGAAGAGAAAAAACAAAAUCUGGAACGUGAAGCUAAUGCAACGUUAUUCUUACCUGUUUUAUCCAAACCUUCAAGCUCCACACCAACUCCUCCAGCUUCUGUUUUAAACCCAGUACCACCACCAGUGACCGCUACAAACGCCAUAGGAUCUGCUGAUAGCACCAGUAUCAAGACUGAAAUGACUCCAGAAGUAGGUUUAUCCAAUACAAACUAUAAUCCUAUAACUAAUACAGUUACGACUUCUCAGCCAGCGUCUUCAACAGCUGCUAAUAAUACUAAUGCACAUGAUGAUAAUUCAAGUGACGAAGAAUUUGCAAAGCAUUUAGAAGCAGAAAUGAAUAGAGCAGAUGAUGAUAUCAGCGAAGAGGAAUAG
This is a messenger RNA of Henningerozyma blattae CBS 6284, 939 nucleotides long. It is a transcript of the gene SUB1, whose product is annotated as chromatin-binding transcription coactivator SUB1. Gene Ontology annotation, cellular component: nucleus; transcription regulator complex. Gene Ontology annotation, molecular function: DNA binding; transcription coactivator activity. Lineage: Eukaryota; Fungi; Ascomycota; Saccharomycetes; Saccharomycetales; Saccharomycetaceae. The transcript has a single exon. Gene Ontology annotation, biological process: positive regulation of transcription initiation by RNA polymerase II. The coding region runs from base 1 to 939 and encodes 312 amino acids. The record is from RefSeq and is a predicted model, not a curated record.